GUUAAUUAUGGCUACAGAAGUACAGUAUAAAGCUGAUCUUAUCAAUGGUAAACCUGUUCUCUAUUGUAGAUAUGACUUUGAACAUGCUUGGGAGGACGUAACUCAUACCAGACAUCAGCUGGAUCACCUGGAACUCUACGACUUGAAUCUCAAUUUAACCGGUGUAUCACAGUGUUCAACAGAGUUAUGUGAUACAACUUUUAAGAUCUCAAUUGAUUUCAAAUGUUACCACGUGAAACUGGGUGACAAAUUGUUAUGGAGUUACUAUGAGUUUCCUCAAUGUGGAUUACCAAAAAAAUUACUAUUUAACUUGAAAUUGAAUACUAUGGCGCUGCAAUUUGAAGAAACCAUUGAGAAGUUAAAUUUGGACGGGUAUGAAUUUAAUGACUGGGUGGAGCCUGGGAGACCGUUACAGCCAAUCAUUACUAGGAAAAAAAUAAUCAACGGUCAUAUUAAGGUGGAUUUAUUCUCUCCCUGGAACCCCUGCGUCCAAGUGAAUUUUGACGAAACUCACUUCUGGAGACAUAAACAAGGAAAUCCACUCCCAAUCUCACUCAUCCACGAACUCGAAGAUUAUUAUCUUCUCGUAUUCCCCGAUGCCUUUUUAGAAUUUGAUUUUUAUCCUCACCGUAAACCCUUACAGAUCUUUGAAUUCUAA
Messenger RNA from Theileria parva strain Muguga, 658 nucleotides. RefSeq lists its product as uncharacterized. The record is from RefSeq and is a predicted model, not a curated record. NCBI's taxonomy places the organism in Eukaryota, Apicomplexa, Aconoidasida, Piroplasmida, Theileriidae. Bases 8 to 658 code for a protein of 216 amino acids. The transcript has a single exon.